Messenger RNA from Ochlerotatus camptorhynchus, 3491 nucleotides. RefSeq lists its product as uncharacterized. Bases 1039 to 2607 code for a protein of 522 amino acids. The record is from RefSeq and is a predicted model, not a curated record. Gene Ontology annotation, cellular component: nucleus. Gene Ontology annotation, molecular function: RNA binding. Lineage: Eukaryota; Metazoa; Arthropoda; Insecta; Diptera; Culicidae. The transcript has 10 exons.
CGUAAUUUCGCAAAGCUGCAGUAGCGUCAAACAUAAUUCGGGCUUCUUUCUAACUUGGGUGGUGAUUGAAAUAUUGCUAAGAGCGUUUCCCUACCGGCGUGAUUCAGAAGUGUCCACUGUUUGGCAACAUACAGUACAAGCUUGAAAAAGUGUCGUUCUUACCGUGGGGGUGGUGAAUUACCUGAAUCUCCAGACGGGGAUGCUGCCAGUGCGUGUGUGAUUGAUUUACGAGGGCAAGUUGCUUCGUUGUAAAUCGGUCAAUCAGAAAGAAAAUAUAUAAAAAACGAAUCCCGCAGAAUCUCAACCAUCAAGAGCAAAAGAAACUGUUCUCACGUGCGUUCAAGUUGUCCAACUCGCGGUGAAAGAUUUAGGGACCGCCCCUCGGCGCGAAGUGUUGUAUGUGAGUGUUGUUGGUGUUUCUGGUUGUGGAAGCCCGUCGGGAGCGCAAGGAAUUUUUACGCCCAGUGGGUGUCGAUUGGUGGCAGUGUGAAAGGAAAAACAAAAUAAGCCGAAAGGUUCCGCGCGGAAAGUUGAUUCUCGUUCCUGAUAAAUUUUAAUUGUGCGAAACGAAACACUACUGUGGCAGUUUUACAGUGGUACCCAUCGGGAAGUGGAAUGUUUUGAAGGGUCGUUAAAUCAGUUCGAGUUGAAUGGCCUGCAAGUGUUGAAAAGGAAGAGAACAGAUACUGAAUUGCGUAUCUUUGAAGGAAGGGAAGAUAUUUUCUGCCUGAAUGAGGCUUAUGGAAUGGUUCUGGAGCCCCCCACUGAAUCGAAUGGACAACUCAAUCGAUUUCCACUAAAUGUAUAACAAUUUUAUUAUCAAUAGAAAGUUAUCGUAGUGAUCGGUGCUUGUUUCACAAAGUGUAUAGUCAUUUUGAAAGUGGAAGUUUGAAAAAAAUUGUUUCCAAUUAUUAAAACAUAGUUGGUGAAUUGUGCAUUAAGUGGAUUUGAAAAUCUGAAAAGCAGUUGUUGUGCUGAGAGAAAUUGAGGCAGAUUUAUUUCAACAACAAAGCUAGAAAAGAUUACGCCACCGCCAGGAUGAAGAUGUCAAAAUUAUCCAAUCAAACCAAUUCGCAAGAUCCGCAGGCAGUGAACUCGCGAGUGUUUGUCGGCAACUUGAACACCUUCCAGUGCUCCAAGACGGACGUCGAACGGAUGUUUCAACGCUAUGGACGUUUGGCAGGAAUAUCCAUGCACAAGGGCUACGCAUUUGUACAGUUUACGAACCCUUUCGAUGCACGCAAUGCCUGUCACGGUGAAGACGGGCGGACAGUCCUCAGCCAAACGUUGGACGUCAACAUGGUAGCCGAACCAAAACCACAUCAAACGGGCAGGAAGCGGCAGAACAAAUCCAAAACUGGAAACGAUUGGGAUUACUACUAUGACAGUUACUACGCAUCAACACUUUUCGGUCCAAUUCAGCAGCAGCCCACCUCCCAGCCACGGCCCAUGAAGCGACAGCGAUUGAUGGCCCCGAGCCGGCUGGCACUGACAGGCAAAUUGAAUGGCGCUGGCAUGCUGGCUGCGGGACCCCAGGUACCACCCCAGCAGCAAUCGCAACACCCCACACAGCAGCAGCUACAGAUGGCCGCCGUGGCAGCGGCAGCAACAAGUCCUUCGGCAGCCGCAGCAGCAGCCGUGGCAGCCAGUCUUGGAGGGUACUACGGCAACGGCAACGGAUCGCUGAUUGGAAAUGGUUUGAGCAAUGGCUGCAUGACCAGCAAUGGAUACAUCAAUAACAACAGCUACCUGAUGAACGGCGAAGUCAAUGGUACCAUGUCCGGCUAUACCAAUGGGCAGCACGUCGUGGGACCGUUCAAAGUUUACAGCAAUCCGGAUACACUGAUUUGUGGCAACUGUCGGGAAAUGUUCACGGAUUUGACCGAGCUUUUGGAUCACAAAAAAUCCUACUGCAAGCUCCGGUUCACCUGCAAGUGCGUUUCGCCACUGACUGCCACCAAGAACAAAAGCAACCCCCCAUCGGCGAAACUACUCUGUGUGGCCUGCAAGGAUUCGUUCUCCAACCCGUGGGAUCUGAUGGUUCACGCCCAGGCAGCCCACAUGGUAAACAUCUACGAACUAGGCGAUUCGUCAGACGAGGACAAAGCUUCCUCCAUGAGUGGAAGUUCAGACUCACUGGCAGAUCCAACUGUCAUCAGUGAUUCCAUCGCUGCCAGUUCCCCGAAGCGUUUGACCAUCUGCAGUGAUAAGAUUGACGAAACCAACGGAGUGCAUCACGAGGAAAACGGGGAUCACCAACAGAAGGACAAAUCCUCCGAGCAGAACGAGGACUCCGACGCUGGCUGUAGUACCAAUGGGCUGCAAACUGCUUCCUCCACCGAAGACAUCCAUUCGGAAAAUGGUGCCGAGCCAGCAAAAGUCAACGGUCAUUCGCCCUGCAACGGUAGCGGACAGUCGCCCACAAUGGUUUCAUCGAUACAAGUCAACAACAGUGGCGAUUCCCAGCCAACACGUGCCUGCAUUAUGACUGCCCUCAGCAUAGACACAAAAUCCAACCCGGAAGCAACUGUCGCACUGCAAAUGGUCACAUCAUCACUUGGCAUAUCGCUAACUAAUGGAACCACCGUGGCAGCCGCCACUCAGUAAGUCCACCGCCCAGCAGCUUAUGAGCUGGCCUCUGAGGUCUCCGCCGUUUUAAUCUUUCCCUAAAACACUACGGCAAGUAGCCCAACUCCAAUAAAUGCGAACCAACCUGCAGCGUGGACUGGAUCGGCAUUAUUUGAGUAUACGGUCUUAGAGCUCUAUUUUAUUCAAUGCAUAAACUAUGUAACAUAAUAGUAAAAACUGUUUCUGUUUCUGUACUAUUAUAGUAGGGUUAAGCAACUACUUUUACACACGUAGCUAUAUUGUACAACACAUGACCCAACAAAAACAACACAUCAACUGUUCUUCUAACCAGUAAACGAAAAGUAUUUCCCACCGCCAAGUCGGUGGGACGACGAGGAAAACCGAAUUCCGGGGGCAAACUGAAAGGGUUUUUCGAAAACAAAAAAAACAUGAGAAAUUAAGAGCUUAUGGACGAUUCUGUUUAAUGUAGUAUUUUUGCCAGAAGAUAUUUAAGAAGUUUAGUUGAUUCGAUUCUCGGUGGAUCCCGUUGAGGAGUAAUCCGGAAGAAUCACUUAAAGUAAGGUAGUUAGGAAUGAAAUUAAACUAACCCUAUGUGGUUUUGUUGUUACUGAGGAAAAUAAAACAAAAGCCGACCAACCAUUGUAACUUACAUUAUCGGGAGUGGUUUGAAUUUCUCUGAGAAAUGACGAAGUAGAUCAAAACAGAACUUUCAUGUACAUAUCAAAGCAGUGAUCUAAACAGAUGAAACCUGGUACAGCGAUUGGAAUGUGGAACGCAACAAAUGUAUCCUAUAAAUAGUAAUAGAAACGAAGAUAUUUACGAACAAAUGAGUGUAAAUACCAAACUAAACGUAAGACACGACUAUCAACUUUAAUCCCAUCACUUGUAAAAAGAAAGAGAAA